UGUUCAUUUGUGCGUGAGUGUACACAGUGAGCGGUGGUGAUGACGGCUGUCUCCGGUCAGCGAGCUCUUAUUUACGGAGGAAGAGGAGCCCUAGGGUCGGCUUGUGUGCACCAUUUUAAAUCUAAAGGCUGGUGGGUCGGCACCAUUGACAUUGCAGCAAAUGAUGAAGCAGAUGCUAAUGUGCUUGCGAAGCUUUGUGAGAGUUUUUGUGAGCAUGCAGAGCAGGUGACGUCAGAUGUGGCGAAGCUGCUGGGAGAUCAGAAGGUGGAUGCCAUUAUCUGUGUGGCCGGCGGAUGGGCUGGUGGAAACUGUGCCUCCAAAGAAGUAUUUAAGAGCAGUGAUUUGAUGUGGAAACAGAGUGUCUGGACCUCUACCAUUUCUAGUUAUCUGGCCUCUCAGCACCUGAAACCUGGAGGUCUGCUUACUCUGACUGGAGCCAAAGCUUCACUCACUGCCACUCCAGGUAUGAUGGGUUAUGGCAUGGCAAAAGCCGCAGUGCACCAGCUCUGUGAGAGCCUUGCCGGAGAGAAUAGCGGACUUCCUGCAGGCGCUGUAGCCGUGGCCAUCCUCCCGGUCAUUUUGGAUACACCGAUGAACAGAAAAUUCAUGUCUAAUGCUGAUUUCAGCAGCUGGACACCACUGGAAUAUGUGUCUGAACUGUUCUUCAGCUGGGCCACUGGGUCAGGACGGCCAGCUUCAGGCAGUCUGAUCCAGCUGGUGACGUCAGGAGGAAAAACAGAGGCCAUGCCGGUUCACUGAAGACCCAGAGACCAGGAAAAGAAAAUAAAGAUGAUUCAGAGAAAACUAA
Molecule: messenger RNA, 808 nt
Organism: Trichomycterus rosablanca
Lineage: Eukaryota; Metazoa; Chordata; Actinopteri; Siluriformes; Trichomycteridae
Gene: qdpra
Product: quinoid dihydropteridine reductase a
Exons: 7
Coding region: 40-759 (239 amino acids)
Biological process (GO): L-phenylalanine catabolic process; tetrahydrobiopterin biosynthetic process
Cellular component (GO): cytoplasm
Molecular function (GO): NADPH binding; NADH binding; 6,7-dihydropteridine reductase activity
Source: RefSeq, a predicted model, not a curated record